Molecule: messenger RNA, 256 nt
Organism: Ectocarpus sp. CCAP 1310/34
Lineage: Eukaryota; Phaeophyceae; Ectocarpales; Ectocarpaceae
Source: the annotation of a GenBank genome assembly
ACAACGGGUGGAGCUGGAGUCGAUGAUCAACGAAGCCCUCAAGAGAAGGAUAGCGGUCACGGGACCCGACUCAAUCAGCGUUCCAGAGCACGACACGUACAGCAAGAAGCUGCUGAGGGCCUUGAACAGUCCAAACGGCGGCGAUGUUCUUGACGCCAUCGGUAAAGGCGGUGCUGCCGAGGAAGAGGAGGAGAGGGAGGGGGUGGAGUACAUGUUGUGACGAAAUAUUUGUGUCGGUCUCAUUUGUUUGUCGUCC